AGUUAUUCAGUGUGAUGUCAUGUAAUUAGAUCAUUAGUUAUUCAGUGUGAUGUCAUGUAAUUAGAUCAUUAGUUAUUCAGUGUGAUGUCAUGUAAUUAGAUCAUUAGUUAUUCAGUGUGAUGUCAUGUAAUUAGAUCAUUAGUUAUUCAGUGUGAUGUCAUGUAAUUAGAUCAUUAGUUAUUCAGUGUGAUGUCAUUAGUCAGAGACUCAAACAUCAGCUGUUCCUUUAUCUCUGAUGUAAAUGUCAGAGUUCCUACACUGACUGAUGGUUAUUAUUAUCACUCACGUGAAUGUGACUUCAUUCCUCCAACCAGCAGGAGGAGCUGCAGGACGCAACACCCUCCAACCAAUCAGAGCACAGGACAGCCCGUUGCUAUGGUGAUAUUUGUUUAAUCUUUUUUUUCUUGUUUUUCCUUCAAAUCAAGAUGGCUUCUUCAUCCUCCUCCUCCCCUUUUGUUCCUCUCCUCCUCCUCUUCCUCACCAUCGCAGUGGAGUCAAGACUGUCACCUCAACGAAAUGACAAACAGGUGUUACACUCUCUGUUCGGGUCUCGUCUCUCUUCUCUCAUCUUGGCCCCGCCCACUGCUGAUGAUGUCACUGAGGGCUCGGCCGGACGCCCUGCCCCCUCUGCGCUGUCUCCCUCCAGGGGGUUGGCUUUGAGUCACGGUGCUGCAGGGGGGUUGGUUGGCAAACAGGAGGCGGUCCCUCGGUUCUUCCUCGACUUCCUGCGGCGACAGGCCAAGAUGAGGAGGCGGAGCCGGAAGUCGAUGGUGGGAGGAAGAGGAUGCUUCGGGAUGAAGAUGGACCGCAUUGGUUCCAUCAGCGGACUGGGCUGUUAGAGACGUUUCUGUGUACUAUUACCAUGGUAACCUCUGUCCUCCAGAACGUCUGUUGCCACCGUAACCACUUGCAACCUUGAGAAGCUUGAAUCCGCCUGCAUAAACGUUGCAUCAUUGUUUGACCUAUGUGAUGUCACAUCAGGUAACUCUGAGCUGACCCUGCAUGACCUCCGACCUCCAGGAUCACGUGAUCCGUCAGUCAGAGACUUCAUGUUGGAACUAUACUAAUGAAAGACUAAGUCAAAGGAAAUGUACACCUGAUCUGGUGAGGUAGACACAGGUAGACAUCAAUCCUACUAAUGACCUCUGACCUCUGACCCCUGGCUACAACACAGCCAGAAGCAAACUGUGUGUGUGUGUGUGUGUGUGUGUGACGACCAUGUGUUAAACGUGCAGAUGUGAGUAUUUGUAUGUGUGUGUGUGUUUGUGGACCAGCUGUGGUCUGACUG
Messenger RNA from Seriola aureovittata, 1288 nucleotides. It is a transcript of the gene nppcl2, whose product is annotated as natriuretic peptide C-like 2. The transcript has 2 exons. Gene Ontology annotation, molecular function: hormone receptor binding; hormone activity. Gene Ontology annotation, biological process: receptor guanylyl cyclase signaling pathway; cGMP biosynthetic process. Lineage: Eukaryota; Metazoa; Chordata; Actinopteri; Carangiformes; Carangidae. The record is from RefSeq and is a predicted model, not a curated record. The coding region runs from base 426 to 839 and encodes 137 amino acids. Gene Ontology annotation, cellular component: extracellular region.